Messenger RNA from Drosophila bipectinata, 1684 nucleotides. RefSeq names its product Calcium channel fwe (gene fwe). NCBI's taxonomy places the organism in Eukaryota, Metazoa, Arthropoda, Insecta, Diptera, Drosophilidae. Gene Ontology annotation, cellular component: membrane. Gene Ontology annotation, biological process: vesicle-mediated transport. The record is from RefSeq and is a predicted model, not a curated record.
AUUUUGAGGGAAAACAGCAAGGUUGGCAGCUCUGGUCAGAACGCAAAGUACAACAAUUUUUUUCGUUCCGUGUGACGUGAAAAGUGCAUAUAAUAUCUGUUAAAUAUAGUUUUAGUCUAAUUUAUAAACCACAUAAAAAACCAUGUCCUUUGCGGAAAAGAUAACGGGAUUGCUGGCAAGGCCGAAUCAACAAGAUCCCGUUGGACCGGAGCAGCCCUGGUACCUCAAAUACGGCAGUCGGCUGCUGGGCAUUGUCGCCGCCUUCUUUGCUAUCCUCUUUGGACUGUGGAACGUCAUCUCCAUAUUAACGCUCAAUGUGGGCUGCCUGGUGGCGGGAAUCAUACAAAUGGUGGCAGGAUUUGUGGUGAUGCUCCUGGAGGCGCCUUGCUGCUUCGUCUGCAUCGACAAGGUGAACGACAUUGCGGACAAGGUGGACUCCAAGCCCAUGUACUUCCGGGCCGGCCUCUACUGCGCAAUGGCCGUGCCUCCCAUCUUCAUGUGCUUCGGACUGGCCAGCUUAUUUGGUAGUGGCCUGAUUUUCGCCACUGGCGUGAUAUACGGAAUGAUGGCGUUAGGCAAAAAAGCUUCGCGCGAGGACAUGGCCGCCGCUGCCACAUCGCCCACACAGAUGGCCGGCAGUCAGGCGGGCGGGCAGAUGCAGAUGGGCGGCGAUCAGCAUAUCACACUUAUGGAAGAUCCGGACGUUUGGCGUCCCACAUAAAUUCCUUGCCGCGCGAUUAGAAACUGCCAACUCUUACACAUCAGACACACACACACCAGACACACUCAACAACUAGCAAUGCAAAUGAUGCGACAAUUGAUCGACUAACAAAUAUUUUACGGCGCAUAAUUUUUAGUGUUCAGUUCAAAAAGAUGAAAAAAAAAUUAUGAAAAUCAGCGUAGUAGGGCAUCAGAGCAAUAGAAUACAGAACACCCCACCAAUUACAAAGAAAAUGAAACGAAAUUCUCAUAAUUGUUGAACCAGAAAGUGUUAAUAGUCAGUGUUUUUUGGGCAAAUGCAUUUUGUUCAUUGGCCCCCUAUUUUGCAUGUCAUUCGUAUUCCAUUUUAAAAUGUCUUUCGUCAAGCGGUUGGUGUUGUUUAAACCUACAGUUAAAUAUAUAUAUAUAUAUUAUAAAUAGAGAAGAUACUGAUAUAGUUACACAAGUCGUACACACGUCAAGCUGCAGCAAGCAUAUAUUUUUACCGAGAAAAUAUAUAUUUGAAAGGUGUCCGAAAAAGAAACCUAGAUGAGAACCUCAAAGCUUCCACAGACCUACACUCACAGCUAAACUGCGGCCAUCACACAAAGGAUUAAUGAAAAUUAUUACAAAUAAUGAACCUAGAGCAAUAUGUACAACUCAGAAGUAUUAACUUUAUAUGCUUUGCUUCACUGUAAACCAUACGAUUAAAUGUUGAACGUUGUUUGGGAAUUAUUUUAUGCUCUCGAGAUAGGCACAAAUUGAAAUUGAACAAAAUCAAGCAUUAUUCAAAUAGAUAUGAUGAACUAAACAAGUUGAGAAUUUAUACAUUUUUUUUUGGAGAACAAAUUAUUGAAAUUUUCAGUUAAAGCAUUAUUAUUUAUAUUGAUAGGUUUCUUUUUCGGGUUUUCUAUUUAUUUUAUACUAUAAGUUAUUCAUAAGUAAUUUAUUCCAAAUUCUGUUUCUUAUUAAGAACAUUCCAAUA